AUGAAUAAGAAUGAUGGUGACCGAUUCGGUCUGAUGAUUGGAGAGUCGACUGGCCCUGGUUCUUUCGAGUGUGACUCGUUCUGGAGUGCCUGUCCUGGGCGAUCAUCACAUGAUGUGCAUGCUCCCCUCUAUAUGAGGGAGUGUAAAAACGUAGCAUCACCCUAUAUAUUUUAUGUACUGAGGAAGUCUUGGAACAAUUGCAAGUCUCCAACUACUCGUGAUAAAUGCAAUAUUUCAUUAGUUCUUAUGGUAGAGAAUGUGUUAUUGUUAAUGGGUUCACAUUUGCACAUGGGCAUUGAUGCAAGGUGCCCACGUCUGAAGCAUCUAGUCAUGCCUGCAUGGAACAGAAUAACGAAUAUUGGAAUAUGUAAAUCUAUUCGCAUGUGGGAAGACCUCAAGUGAUUGACGAUGCCUAGCAUAUGAAACACUUCAUAUCUAAUCGAGGAAAUUGCCAAAAAUUGCAAGAAAUUUGCCGAACUGAAGAUCAUGGGACCGUGUGACAUUUACUUUGCAUCGAUACUCGCUGCAUUCCUCCCGAACUUAAAAGUCUUAAGCAUUCGGUGCUUUAUGAUAUAUAAGGAGACCCUUAACAUUAUCUUGGAUGAGUUGAAAGAGUUGGAAGUACUAAACAUAUCUCACUGCAUACUUAUCGAACGCCCUCCACCUUUACCUCGAAGAGUUCUUAAGGAGAUUGACAAAUCAAUUCUUCAUAAAACUAGGAAGCUGCACAAAUUUUUAACAUGCAUGAGUGACUCGUGCCUGACGUGCCAGCGCACGAGGAAUGACGGAGGGCUGAUGAGGUGGUACAAGUAUGAAGCAGAUUUCUGGAAAUUAGAUGAAGUGAAAUCUCUUGCAAUUUGA
Olea europaea var. sylvestris is the source of this 861-nucleotide messenger RNA. RefSeq names its product F-box/LRR-repeat protein At3g48880-like. Lineage: Eukaryota; Viridiplantae; Streptophyta; Magnoliopsida; Lamiales; Oleaceae. The record is from RefSeq and is a predicted model, not a curated record. The transcript has 5 exons.